This is a messenger RNA of Octopus sinensis (East Asian common octopus), 2697 nucleotides long. RefSeq names its product sodium-dependent proline transporter. The record is from RefSeq and is a predicted model, not a curated record. The transcript is spliced from 16 exons. Gene Ontology annotation, biological process: sodium ion transmembrane transport. Gene Ontology annotation, cellular component: membrane. Lineage: Eukaryota; Metazoa; Mollusca; Cephalopoda; Octopoda; Octopodidae. The coding region runs from base 107 to 2179 and encodes 690 amino acids.
ACAGGGAAGGAAUAGGAGGAAGAGUAGGAGUAAAGCUAAGCAGUAGAGUGGGGGGGAAGUAUGGCAGCCACAAAGUGAUAAUUCUGUGUAAGCGUUAUAACAGGCAAUGGCUGCUACAAGAUCGCAGAGUCACGCUCAGGACCGAAUUACUAGACCUUUAGAUUCGAGAAACGAUGCCCAGGUGGAUCUAUUGAGGGGUACCGAAAAAUAUAGUGACUCUCGGUUGGCAGAGGGAAACACUCCGAAAAGUCUGAACUGGUUAGAUGAACCUUAUCGUGACAGUGCAAUAAACGAUACGCCGUCAUCACUUGCUGAAGAUGUUUCCAGUAGUGCAGUUCUUACACGGUUGGAUGGGGAUGGCCUCGUGGAACGAGGGAACUGGAGUGGACGGUUCGAUUUCCUCAUGUCCUUAUUGGGGUAUUCCGUGGGUCUCGGCAACGUGUGGAGGUUUCCCUACCUAGCAUACAGCAACGGAGGGGGGGCGUUUCUUUUCCCUUUUAUAUUGAUGUUGAUAUUAAUUGGAACACCACUGAUGUUUAUGGAGCUUGCUUUCGGCCAGUUUGCAUCUCUGGGUCCAGCUGCUAUCUUCGACCGAUUCUGUCCUUUAUUUCAUGGUCUUGGUAUUGCCAUGAUAUGUGUAUCAAGUCUGGUGGCUGUCUACUACACAGUAAUUAUAGCCUGGACAAUUCUGUAUCUGUUCAUGUCGUUUACAUCGGAACUUCCUUGGGAAACCUGUGGAGAAGAAUGGAGAACACAAUUUUGUUACUCUUUCAAAGAAGCAGACGCUUGUGCCCAAAUAAACGGCAGUGUAUAUUAUAAUCAAACUUGCUUCAACGCGACGUAUGCUGCAUCAGAAAACAUAGUAGAACUUGCCAAAAAUUCAUCAAUACGACAUGUUCCAGCUCAAGACUUUUUUGAGCGCCAUGUCUUGAACAUAUCUUCUGGUAUUGAACACUUGGGUGAUAUCAGGUGGCAGGUUGUCCUCUGUCUUCUUUGUGCAUGGACUUUGACGUUUUUCUCUCUCAGCAAAGGAGUGAAAUCAACAGGAAAAGUGGUGUACUUCACUGCACUAUUCCCCUAUGUUGUACUUUGUAUCCUGUUUGUUCGAGGUGUGACGUUACCUGGUUCAAUGAAAGGAAUUAUAUUUUACGUCACUCCAGAGUUCCACUUAUUAAAAUCUGCUAAGGUGUGGAAAGAAGCAGCUGUGCAAAUAUUUUUCUCACUUAGUCCAGCCUGGGGCGGACUGAUAACACUUGCCAGUUAUAACAAGUUCCAUAACAACUGUUAUAAAGAUGCAUUGAUUGUAUCAAUUGGCAACAUUUGUACCAGCAUUUUCGCUGGUUUUGUUAUAUUCUCUAUCAUUGGUUACUUGGCAAAUGAACUCAAUAUGCCGGUUGACAAAGUUGUUGAUCAAGGUGCUGGUUUAGCAUUCAUUGUAUACCCUGAUGUUGUAACCAGGUUACCAAUAUCUCCAUUAUGGUCCUUCCUCUUCUUCUUCAUGCUGUUGACUCUUGGAAUGGGCAGUGAAUUUGCUCUCUUGGAAACCAUUAUGACUGCUGUACAAGAUCUGUAUCCAGCUCUACGGCAGAAAAAAACAUGGGUUGUUUUAACAGUUUGCAUACUUGGUUUCCUCUCUGGUCUUACGGUUUGUACUGAUGGUGGCAUGUAUAUCCUGCAACUGAUGGACUCGUACGCGGCCAGUUGGGCUGUUUUCCUAAUGGCUAUCAUUGAAUGUGUUCUCAUUGGAUGGGUUCAUGGAGCUCAGGAGUUUAUCAUUGAAGUUGAAUUGAUGAUUGGGCAGCGCAGCCGAAAUUUCCAUAAAUAUUUCUCUAUCUUCUGGAAAUAUAUCUCACCUGCAACAUUGACGCUGCUGAUGGUCUUCAAUGCUAUCCAAUACGAACCUCUCGAAUAUGAUACGUACGUCUACCCUGGCUGGGCUAAUGCUAUUGGUUGGUUAAUGGCAUUGGCACCGAUCAUGAUGAUAAUCACUAUUGCUGUUUUCAGAUUAUUAACAACUCACAGAGACCUCCCAUUCAAAAAGAGAGUAAAAGAACUGCUGAAACACACUUCAGGAUGGGGUCCAAACAAGUUUCAAAAAGCUGAAGAGGAAGAAAAUCGUAACAGAACAAUAGAAAACCCCAAUUUCACAGUUGGUAAUCCACAGGAGACAAGGAUAUAAAAUAGGCAUUAGCAUGUUGAUUCUUGUCUUCGUACCAGCAUAUUCAUAGGACUAGUAAAGAUGAUGAAGAUGAUAAGGAUGAUAAUGAUGAUGAUAAUAAUAAUUACAAUAAUGAUGAGUGACGAAAUACUAGUGAUGGUAGUUGUGGUGCUGGUGUUGUUGUUGCUGCGGGUGGUGGUAGUGGUGGUGGUGGUGGUGGUGGUGGUGGUGGUGGUUGCCGGAAGUUAUAAAAUAAAUUUAUAAUAAUAAACACUAGUGGUGGCGUUGACGCUGCUGCUGCCGUACUUCGUGAUGGUGAGGAUAACCUGUACUUUAGUCAAGUUGCUGACACAAAUCAAACCUAAAUAGAGAUACAUUAAUUAACAUUAAUUAUGCACUUAGGGCUUUAAAAAAAAUGAAUUAUGGCCGGGUUGGGGUCGGGUGCAGCUUGAUGUACUGAUCUACAUUGUUUUGAUAUAUGUAGCAGAAUUCUCACCUGCUGUGCACAUCUUUUUCUACUAGUACUUACCUAUACAGUU